This is a messenger RNA of Medicago truncatula (barrel medic), 825 nucleotides long. The record is from RefSeq and is a predicted model, not a curated record. NCBI's taxonomy places the organism in Eukaryota, Viridiplantae, Streptophyta, Magnoliopsida, Fabales, Fabaceae.
AGCCCAGGUACGUAAGCCCAUCGAAUCGGGUAUGAAAUAAGAAGCAGGCUCACAGGGUUUCGUUCUCCAUUAUUUGAGCAAGCGAGAGAAGGUAGGUCUUGAGUGCGUGCGGCUACACUCUCCUCUGCAACUUCACCACCACCAUGGCUGAACAAACUGAGAAGGCUUUUCUCAAGCAACCCAAAGUGUUUCUAUGUUCGAAGAAAUCUGGUAAGGGGAAGAGGCCUGGAAAAGGUGGAAACCGCUUCUGGAAAUCAGUUGGUCUUGGAUUCAAGACUCCCAGAGAAGCCACUGAAGGUACCUACAUUGACAAGAAGUGUCCAUUCACCGGCAAUGUUUCUAUCCGAGGUCGUAUCUUAGCCGGAACUUGCCAUAGUGCUAAAAUGAAUAGGACUAUUAUUGUCAGGAGGAAUUAUCUUCACUUUAUUAAGAAGUAUCAGAGGUAUGAGAAGAGGCAUUCAAACAUUCCAGCUCAUGUAUCACCUUGCUUCCGUGUCAAGGAAGGAGACCAUGUUAUUAUCGGACAAUGCAGGCCACUCUCCAAGACAGUGAGGUUCAACGUGUUGAAAGUGAUCCCAGCUGGGUCAUCUAGUGGUGCAGGAAAGAAGGCUUUUACUGGAAUGUGAGAUUUGAAUGACUUUCGUAGUAUAGAGAUCUUAUCAUCUAUGUUGAAAGUAAUUCUGAUUUCUGUAUGGUGAAAUUCUGAUCAAUUUUGGUUUGCUUUUGAAGUUAUGUACUGUGAUUGGAUAAGAUCUUCGUUAUUAUGUUUUUUCUUUGGACACAAUGUUAUGAUGGUUACUAAAUACUAGUUUCAAUUAUUUUGAA